UUCGCGUGUAGCCUUCGUUUCAGUUGGCAACGGCCCACACGCUGUAACGGACGUGUUUUCUCUGACAAAAAAUCAUCUGAAAGAUCUGUUUUUGAAGAACGAUUUGGGACGUUUUGAAUUUUUUGAGAAUAAUAUUUGGAAUUUUGAGUGCUUGUGCCCGUGCGAGUCUGCCAGUGCCCAGUGUCCACUGCCCACUGCCCAGUGCCGUGCUGUAAGUGUGUUUUUUUUGAGUUAUCGCGAUUGCGGCUAAGUGCAAUUAGUGCCACAAAAUUUAGUGCAAUGAAUUGGGAAAUUGUGUGCUCUAGCCAGGCGAAUCAUUAGCAAAUGAAUUAUAUCAGAAGACUCAUCAAAUUCGAUUGAAAUUCACUUGUGUGUGUGUGUGUUUUGAGAGUAAGAGUUUCGGCUCCAUUCCAAGAUUUCCCAGCAAAAGCCGGACAAUCUGCGGCCAGUCACAGAUUUGGAAUCGCUGGAAAAGUGAGGAAUCAGCAGACCCGUGGGGUAGGACUCAAUCCUACUGAAAAUGAAAUAAGCUGCAGCGGUGCAAACAAAGCCGUCAGCAAAGCGCCGUCUAAGCCACAACAACAGUCGGCAAACGCGGAAAAUACUGCAAAAAGUAGCACAAACAUUCAGCAGAAACAGGAGCAAGAACAUCACUAGCAACAGCUGCAGCAAAAGUAACAUAAAAGUCAGAGAAACAACAGAAAGGGGAACAGAAAGGAGUCGCCAGGAUUGCUUUCUUGUACUUUGGACACACGUGCGCCGCGGCUGCGCCGGUGCCCGUGAACGUGCCCGUGUCUCUGGGAGGUCCUGGUCCUGGUCCUGGUUCCAUCUCGGUGACAUUGCCACCCUCAACCAUGAAGCUGUCAAAGCUGUCCAACCAGACGAAUUCCCAGGAUCCGCAGGCGGUAAACUCGCGCAUCUUUGUGGGCAAUUUGAAUACCUUCCAAUGCUCCAAAACGGAUGUGGAACGCAUGUUCCAGAUCUAUGGCCGACUGGCGGGCAUAUCCAUGCAUAAGGGCUAUGCCUUUGUGCAGUUCACCAACCCCUUUGAUGCCCGCAAUGCCUGCCACGGCGAGGAUGGCAAGACGGUCCUCAGCCAGACCCUAGAUGUGAACAUGGUGGCCGAACCGAAGGCACACCAGAUCGGAAGGAAGCGACAGAAUGUGAGCAAGACGGGAAACGAUUGGGACUACUUCUACGACAGCUACUGCUCCUCAACCCUGCUGCGGGGCGGUGGCGGCGGAGGCGGCGGAGGCUCCAAUGGAGUGCGUGCAAAGAAGCGGAAGCGCCUGAUGACCAAUGGAAACGGCCUGGCCGUGGCCGUGCAACAGCAGCAGCAGCAGCAUGGGCAGCACCAUCAUAGUGCAGCCGCGGUGGCCGCUGCUGCGGCGGCAGCCGUCCACCACCAGCACCAGCAACAGCAGCAGCAGGCGCAGCAAGUGCAGCAGCAGCAGCAACAGCAGCACCAUCAUCAGCAGCAGGUGGCUGCCGUUGCCAUGGCGGCCAUGGCCAAUUUGUUGCCGCAACAGCAGCUGCUGCUGCAUCAGCAGAGUCUGCUCUCAAAUGCCGCCACCGCGGCGGCAGUGGCCACCACGGCAGCCACAACGGCGGCUCCCGGUGCCCUGCACUGGUCCCAAUACAAACAGGAGCAACAGCAUUCGCAUCCCCACCAGCAUCCCCAUCAGCAUUCGCAUACACAUCCGCACCAGCACCAGCAGCAGCAGCCCCAGCAGUUUGGAUUUCAGCUGAAGAGCAGCGUGGCUGUCCAGGCGACGACAUCGCCGCAAAAUGCAAAGUCAGCAAUAAUUGCUAAUCAAACGGCGCUCGCCGAGCAGUACCCGGGUGGAGUCAACGUCGGCGUUGGAGUCGGUGUUGGGAAUGGGGCCGCAGCCUUUGCCCAUCAGCAGAAUCAUCAACAGCAGCAGCAGCAGCAGCAACAACAAUUGGGAUGUCUGCUGCAGCCAUUGACGCUGGCAUUGUCCCCACAGCAGCCGCAGCCUCAUCAGGCGGCAACGCCGCUUCAGUUGCACAGCCAAUUGAUGCAACAUCAACAGCAGCAGCAACAACAACAGCAGCAACAGCAACAGCAGCAGCAACAGCAGCAGCAGCAGCAACAGCAGCAACAACAAGCACAGGAGCAAUUAAGUUUGCAUCAGCACUGGGGACCUUUCAAAGUGUACAGCAAUCCGGACACAUUAAUCUGCGGCAAUUGCCGGGAAUGCUUCGGCGAGCUGUCUGAGUUAUUGGACCACAAGAAAAGUUAUUGCAAGCUGAGGUUCACAUGCAAGUGCCAGGAUGUUGCCUUUGCGGCCAGUGCAAAAACGCCACCAUCGAGCGCCAAAUUGCUUUGCGCCGUUUGCAAGGAUGCUUUCGCCAAUCCCUGGGAUUUGAUGGUACACGCACAGGCCGCGCACAUGGUUAACAUUUACGAGUUGGGCGAUGAGGCAGCCAAUGCCAAUGCCACCAACAGCGGCGCCACCACGAACAACCACACAGUGAACAAUGCCAGUGCAACAGUGGAGAAUGGUCAUGCAACGAUGGCCGCUGAUGAGGCUGCCACAAAGCAGAUGCCUGCGUCAUCAACACUUAACAAGGAGCCCAAUAACAAUCACAAAAUUAGCAACAAUAAGCACAGUACCAGCAAUGGCCACAUGUCGCCCACAGGCGAGGGCAUUGUUCUGGCCGGAUCGGUAGAGAAUGGAGCUGCCAGCGACACGGAUACAAACUGCUUGGUAGACAUCAAGUUCAGUCCAAGCCCCAGUCCCAAGGAGGACCAGCAGCGUGACGACCUGUCGCUGGACGGCCGGAUGUCCAGCAGCUCGCAGCAGACGCACCACUCGGACGAGAAGCUCCUGAACGGGUCCGUAUCUUCGCGGGGCAGCUCGCCAGGACUCGAGCCCGAUGAGCCGCCGGCCACUCGCGCCUGCAUUGUGCGAACUCUGAGCAUUGAGACUUCUGGCCCCACUACGGCACCAUCGGCGACCACUGCUCUGAGCCUGAUGUCCAAUAGCCUGAGCCUGGCCCUGGCCCCACAAUAGGUCGAUCGGGCAGCAGUAUUCAGAGAGAACUGCCUUUGGAUUGGGGUCUUGUGAGGUGUUUAUCUUUAUCCGAUAUCCGAUAAAAGUGCAAUUCUUCAGUAUUUUUGUAACAGACUAACCGGCGGGAAGAGGACGUUAAUUACAGCAAACAUAUCAUUUUAAAUUAGCUAUAGAUAUACAUAUGUACGUAUGACAUACAGAUAAACCAGAUAUAACUACGGUAGCUAUUACAAUUACAAACAGGUGUACGAGGUAUACGUAUAUUCGUAUGCAAGUGUACGAUACUUGUAAUCGUAUUGGUCUUUUAUGUUUGGGUUGUUCGCAUGUCCUUUGGGUUUAGCGUUUCAAACGAGGAUAUUUGUUGGGGUUUCAGAACUGCAAAAGUGAACGUAUAGGUAAAAUUAUGGAAGGCUUAAGCUGUCAGCGUCUGUCCGCAGAGUGGGGGAUAUGUGUAUAAUGUUACAAUGGGACAAUGUGGCAGAUUAAACGGGAAACGGCAACGAGCUUUGUAUAUAGUUAAACAGCAAUUACAAGGAUACAAACUAAAGAAUCAUAAGAUCAUUGUUAAUGCCCAGGCUUUCGUUUUAAUUUAAUUUUUUUUUUAUAAUCUAUCAAGCAUAAUUAUCGUAGCGAGACAACAAAAUGAAGCCACGCAAAUUGUAUAUCAGAAGUAUAUCAGAAGUAGCAUAGGAACAACAGGUGUUUCAAAAACAAAUUCGGAGAAACUUGUGCGGCAGAGAGCUCUAUUAUAUAGUACUAUAAUCACAUACGCGUAAACUUAAUAACUAUAUAAUCUGUAAUACCCACAAAUAUCAAAAGUAGCGGCUAUGUAAAUAGGAUAAACCUAUACAUUAUGUACUAGCAGGCAACCAAAUUUGUAACUAGUAAAGGUAACAACAUUCAAUUCAAUGUCCUCCAGCUUAAGCAUAUAAACAAGCAAAUGAAAUGUAUUAAACAAAUGGAUAUACCAAAUACAUAUACAUAUAUAUACAUAUACAGAUAAUACACAUA
Molecule: messenger RNA, 4049 nt
Organism: Drosophila miranda
Lineage: Eukaryota; Metazoa; Arthropoda; Insecta; Diptera; Drosophilidae
Product: DNA N6-methyl adenine demethylase
Exons: 9
Coding region: 855-3038 (727 amino acids)
Cellular component (GO): nucleus
Molecular function (GO): RNA binding
Source: RefSeq, a predicted model, not a curated record